ACAACUUAUUAUAAAUUAAAUAAUUUUAUAACUGAAGAGCAUAAGGAUGAAUAUAAGACUUAUAAUACAUCUUAUAUUUUCCUUUAUAUAUAUUUUCUCUUCUUUUAUUUAUGCAGAAACAGACUAUUAUAAAAUCCUUGAAGUAGAUAGAAAUGCAAAUAGUAGAGAUUUAAAGAAAGCAUAUUAUCGUCUUUCAAAAAAAUGGCAUCCAGACAAGAAUGGUGGAGAUGAAAAGAAAUUUCGAGAUAUAUCACAUGCGUAUGAGGUAUUAAGCAACCCGGAAAAACGUAGGAUCUAUGAUAUGAGUGGAGAAGAUGGAUUAAGGGAACAUGAAGAAUAUGGUGAUGCGAAAAAUCAUGAUCCAUUUGAUAUUUUUUCGAGGUUCUUUCAAGGAGGAUUUCAUGAAGAGAAAAAAGGACCAGAUAUUAGGAAAGAUAUAGAAUUAGAACUAGAAUCAUUAUAUUAUGGAGGAAUUCAUAUAGUCGAUGUUGAUAAAGAAGUAUUAUGUAAUCAUUGUAAAGGAUCGGGACGAGAUCCUAAACAUAAAGAUAGUUUAGCACGUUGUAGUGAAUGUAACGGAAGAGGAGUUCAACUUAUACGUCAAAUGAUAGCCCCAGGAAUGUUUCAAACGUUUCAAAUAAUUUGUGAUUCAUGCUCUGGACAAGGACAUGUGAUAUCACAUCCAUGUACUCUCUGUAAUGGAAAAAAGGUUUUAAGAAAGAACGAAAAGUAUACGUUAAAUAUCCCACCGGGUGCACCCUAUGGUUAUCAAUUUGUUUUUGAAAAUGAAGCAAACGAAAGUCCAGAUUGGGUGGCAGGUGAUCUUUAUAUUGUUAUUACUGAAAAACCCUACUCGAAAAGUGGUUGGAUACGAAAAAACAAUGAUCUAUAUCGCAUCGAAAUGAUUUCUCUUUCAAAUGCAUUACUAGGGGGCUGGAGUCGCAAAAUUAAGCUAUUUAAUAAUGAAUAUUUUAAUAUAACAAAACAAGCGGGUCAUAUUGUGCAAUCAAAUCAUGUUGAUGUAUUUCCACAAAAAGGGAUGCCAGUAUGGAAUUCAUUAGAGAAAUCGGGUAAAUUAGAUAGAGGUAAUGUUUAUAUCGAAUGGAAAGUAAUUCUCCCAGAACUUAAACUAAAUGAUCCUCUUCGAAAAAAAUUAGAGAAAAUUCUUAAAAAAUAAUUUUUACUCAUUAUACCAAACAAAUAGUCAUUUUGAACAUAUAUAU
Molecule: messenger RNA, 1223 nt
Organism: Pneumocystis carinii B80
Lineage: Eukaryota; Fungi; Ascomycota; Pneumocystomycetes; Pneumocystales; Pneumocystaceae
Exons: 5
Coding region: 47-1177 (376 amino acids)
Biological process (GO): protein refolding
Cellular component (GO): cytoplasm
Molecular function (GO): Hsp70 protein binding
Source: RefSeq, a predicted model, not a curated record